Molecule: messenger RNA, 714 nt
Organism: Lactuca saligna
Lineage: Eukaryota; Viridiplantae; Streptophyta; Magnoliopsida; Asterales; Asteraceae
Source: the annotation of a GenBank genome assembly
AUGGGAAAAGCAAUCAUAGGUUAUUAUAGCUACUUGUAUGCAAGGUAUUUUGCAUCAACCUUAUGGGAAAGAGUAUGCAAGGAGGAUCCAUUGUCAUUAGAGACUGGUACUGUUAUUAGAAAAAAGUUACUGCAACAUGGUGGAGCUAAAGAUCCUACACAGUUACUUAAUGAUCUUGCUGGUGAUGGGAUUACAAGGAGCUACCAAAAUCAAGGACAUGGAGGAGGAGAAUCACACAAGUGUCAUCGCCUCUACUCUCUGCUAGUCGAUCACCACCGCCGGUUGAUCACCACUUCCAAUCGACUUCCACCCACUACAUCAGAAGAAGGUAAGAUCAUAUACGGUACACCAAGUUGUGCAGUCUUAUGUUCACUCCUUAUUGGGUCAAAUGGAAGACAAAACCAUGUAAUUCUUGGAAAUUUAGUUGAUAGAUUUAUAGGAUGGGCAUUGCCAUUGUUUAGAAAUAUUAAUGAUGGUGAUGGGACAGUAGAACUUGCAGCAGAAGGUCUUCAUGAAUUCCUCAAUGUUGCAGAAGGUCUUAAUGCUGGUGAUGGGACAGCUACUAAGCUCUCUUCACGACUUUGUCCCACUAUGGGAAAGUCAUGGAGAUUAUUUCUUCAGAUCAAGUGUUUAAUUCUAUUCUUUCACACAAACUUAUGUUGUCUGCAUGUGUUAAGGUAUUCAUUGCAGAUUAUUUCUUCAGAUCAAGUUUAG